Macrosiphum euphorbiae (potato aphid) is the source of this 432-nucleotide messenger RNA. NCBI's taxonomy places the organism in Eukaryota, Metazoa, Arthropoda, Insecta, Hemiptera, Aphididae. The record is from the annotation of a GenBank genome assembly.
AUGCAGGAAGAGUCGUCUGAUUCGAACGGCGAGGGCGGUGCGCUGACCGCUAAUGAAUACGCAUCCAACACGACCAAGCGACAGGUGUAUUUGGAAUUCUCAGAGUUCAGUCCGGCACAGAUUCGAAAGAUCGAAGACAUUUUUAACCAAUAUGAUGCAAACAAAGAUGGAUAUCUGUGUCGGAAUGAAUUGAAACGAAUGAUGAUCAAACGUCGAGUUCCAUGGACUGAAAACUCAUUGAGUCAACUGAUCGAUGAUGUGGACAAAGACAAAGAUGGAAAAUUGACUUUUAGAGAAUUUGUUAUGACAAACCGUAAGACUUUGGAGUACUGUCAACGUGCAUUGGCCAAACAAGAAAAAGUAGACUUUAACAAAGUUGGUAUUAAAGGUGUAAGAGACUUCUUCGAGGCAAAGGCUAAAUAUUUCAAAUAA